Messenger RNA from Gallus gallus (chicken), 1515 nucleotides. RefSeq lists its product as uncharacterized. NCBI's taxonomy places the organism in Eukaryota, Metazoa, Chordata, Aves, Galliformes, Phasianidae. The record is from RefSeq and is a predicted model, not a curated record. The coding region runs from base 348 to 755 and encodes 135 amino acids. The transcript is spliced from 3 exons.
CAUUUUCUCUGCAUCAGUGCUGAGGAGGUACCUCCCUGCUGCUCCCUGAGACACCAUGUCUUGCAGAAGAGGCAAGUAAAGCUUCUUGACCUGACAAACUUCACCUGGCUUCAAAUUUCAGAUGUGAUGCUCAGAGAUUAUGCUGUAGAUUAAGGUUUUACUGAAUCCUGAGAUGAGUGCAAAUUCCCAGAAGCAGCAGCUCUGAUGUGCAGCCAGACCUCUACUGGAAGCUUGCUGGGCUGGGUGGGGGACGGGGCAUCACCCACCCUGCGGUGCACAGGAAGGAUGGAGCACAGAUAUACCAGGAUGGUGUGCUGAGAGGCAGGAGCAGGUCACCUUGCUCAGCCAUGAACGCCUCAGCACCCAGCAGCCCACUGAGGCACCCCGAGCCCCAGGAUGCGGCUGCCUUCACUCCCAUCUCUGUGGUCAGAAGCGUGACAAAGAAGUCUGAUGCCCUCCCCAUCAUCUCAGUCAUCGUCGUCAUCUUUGUCCUCCUGGCCAUCUUCAUCAUCGUCGUGGUGCACUAUGGCCCGCAGCUCCGCACCAUACAGAUCACCCUUUACCACGAGCCCAUGCCACAGGACCUGGACGACGGGGUGCACCUCAUGGACUGGAGGAAGCUGGGCUCCCAGAAGAAGCCCACUCAGCCUGGGCAGUGGGAGCCGGGUGGCGGCGUGAGCUGCCAGUGCUCCUGCAAGAACCACCUCCCCUGUGGGAGCAUCGAGCCCAACGUCAUCGAGAUCACGUACCUGUAACGGGCUUUGGGCAGGACCCAAGGGAAAAACAGUGACCGGGCUGUUGGCUCAGCCCAAGACUAGCUGGUUUCUGCACAUCAGGGUUGUAUCCGUCUUCAGACGGGCUCACCUAGGAAGUUGUGUCACUGCAGCAACCCAUCGUCAGCCCUGACAUCCAGACUGCUGUCACCAGGCAGUGCGCAGUGCCAGCCAGGCAAUGACAUUGGUGUUCGAUUGCCCCGAGCCAGAGCUGGGAGUGGGUCAGCCUGCGUGGGACAGCAUCAGCACCCCUUCUGGUUUUUCUCGCCCUGGUUUCACCCACGCUGCCCGGGAGCACCCAGGAGAGCUGCCUCGGCCCUCUCUCCGUCUGGGGAGUGCUGAGUGAAUGCUGAGCCCCUUGGCACAAGCUGGAAGUUGCAUCAUUUGGAAUUGCUUUACGGAUUAGGGAUGUUUUCACAUGCAGUGUCCUCGUUACUCUGUUUGCGUGGCACAGAAGAGCCACCUGUCCCAUUUUUGCUCCACGCCACUGCCUGCUUCCCCCCGCUGCACAGCUGAACGCUGCCCUGACAGCGGCCUGCAGGGCGAUGUGUGCAGUGAUGGGGAUGGGACAACCAAGUGGGGCUUCUUCCCGUUGCUGCAGGUGCUCAGUGUCUCUGACCUGGCCGAUGCUCUGUCUCCCUUCAGCUCAUGCAUUUCCAGCUCGUUUCGCUUUAAAAGGCGAAGCAGUGGUUGGGUUUGUUGGAAAAUGUUGGUGUUCGCAAUAAAUGUAAUUUAUAUUUUU